AUGCCCCGUUCGCGCUCACAAGGUGUCUCCCUGUUCACACCACGUCCGUCAGCGAGUACGAUAUCUCGCAAUCCUGGUUCCCUCGAUGUCUGGAUUCUAGGGGCUGGUCUUGCCUCUCUUACAGCAGCCGUAUACCUCAUUAGCGAAGCCAGGGUGGUCCCGUCAAGAAUCCAUAUUCUCGAAGCACUGAGCGAAGCAGAUGUGGAAUUAGCCAGUAAUGGAGAUGAAGAGUCCGGUUACCGCUGCCGCGCUGGAUGUAUCCCACUGUUCUGCGACGGCCAAGUAGAGGAAUUACUCGCGCUAGUGCCGUCGGCGACGCCUGGGAAAACUGUGUGGGAUGAUAUCCAGGAGCACUUUAAAGACCGUGGAGCAAAGCAGACGUUGCGGAUAAAGCACAUGACUCAGCGGAAAGACAGAUUGAAGGGAAUUGAAGCGAGGAAGCACCAACUGGGAAUUAAGGAGAGGAUGGAUUUGUUCCUCCUCUCUCCUAAGCAGCAGAGUGCGCUAGGCCGGUCCCCCUUCAAGAGCAUUUCUCUGCAGCGUUCUUCAAGACAAACUACUGGCUGA
Aspergillus viridinutans is the source of this 567-nucleotide messenger RNA. RefSeq lists its product as uncharacterized. The coding region runs from base 1 to 567 and encodes 188 amino acids. NCBI's taxonomy places the organism in Eukaryota, Fungi, Ascomycota, Eurotiomycetes, Eurotiales, Aspergillaceae. Gene Ontology annotation, biological process: fatty acid metabolic process. The transcript has a single exon. Gene Ontology annotation, molecular function: FAD binding; oleate hydratase activity. The record is from RefSeq and is a predicted model, not a curated record.